This is a messenger RNA of Camelina sativa (false flax), 1038 nucleotides long. NCBI's taxonomy places the organism in Eukaryota, Viridiplantae, Streptophyta, Magnoliopsida, Brassicales, Brassicaceae. The record is from RefSeq and is a predicted model, not a curated record.
AUGACGACGACGGAGGAGAUUAGCUUGCGGCGGAAAUCAUCAGAGUCGUCUCCUCCUCCUCCGACGUCGUUUUCAUCGUUACCGUACGACGUAGCACUGAAUUUUUUGGCUCGUGUGUCGAGGUUCCAUCAUCCAGCUCUAUCUUUAGUCUCCAAGGGUUUCCGAUCUCUCAUAGCUUCCCCUGAGUUGGACGCCACACGAUCCUCCAUCGGAAAAACAGAGGAUUGUAUCUAUCUCUGCUUAAACCUCGAUGAUCAGAAAAACCCUAACCCUAGCUGUUUCACACUUUCCCCAGUUCCAACACAGCAUAAACCAGUACGUAUCCCUUCGUUGCCGUAUCAACAUUCCAAAUACUCAACCGUUGUUGCAAAAGGUUCAGAGAUUUACGUAAUCGGAGGCAUACUCAAGGGAAAGAGAAGCAAGAGAGUGUUGGUUCUCGACUGUCGAUCUCACCAAUGGCGUAAACUUCCCAACAUGCGUCUACGUCGAGCUCCUUCAGCCGCUCAUGUAGGCGUCGACGGUAAGAUCUACGUGAUUGGUGGCUCCAGGUUCAAGAGUAUCGACAACUGGGGAGAAGUUUAUGAUCCAGAGACCCAAACUUGGGAGCCUAUACUUCCCACAGCACUAGAUGAUCUCAUCGUUCAGAAGAAGCAUUUAGUUCCAGGUAGCUUGGUAAUGGGUGGAAAGGUUUAUCACAUGGAUGAUUUGUUUCAGCUUCACUUGAAGCCUAUUUGCUUGGUAGAGAUAGACAAGGCCUUGUGUCCAAUACUGGUUUCCGAAGUUGGGGAUCUAUUGUGGCGUGAUCCAAACGAUGCUGAUUCUGUUUGGUCCAAGUCGGUUGUGGCUUGCCGUAAAGGUCGCAAACGUCGGCGGACUAAUGAAUUUAAAACCAAGAUUUUGUGCACUCAAGUUUCCUUUGAGAGACGAGAUUUUGGAGAGCUUCGGGCAUUUGUUGAAUGGUCUAAAACUGUGUUUACCUUCGACGGAUGUGACUCUCCUUCAUAUUUCGUAUUGCAUUCUGCUAUUGUCACACUUUGA